ACUUGGUUGGUAUCGAUAUCUUCACUGGCAAAAAAUAUGAAGAUAUUUGCCCAUCAACUCAUAACAUGGAUGUUCCAAAUAUCAAGAGGAAUGAUUACCAGCUGAUAGGUAUUCAGGAUGGGUACCUCUCCCUGCUGACAGAAAGUGGUGAAGUUCGUGAGGAUCUAAAGCUGCCAGAAGGGGAUCUUGGCAAAGAAAUAGAAGGAAAAUUCAAUGCCAAUGAAGAUGUGCAGAUAUCCGUCAUAAGUGCAAUGAAUGAAGAAUGUGCUGUAGCCAUAAAGCCUUGCAAAUAGAGGAUCGCCAGGCUCGGGCAGCUGCUCAGGUCUGGACAAACCACAGAUCUAUAAAUUUGGUUCUUAUUGUCACCAAAGCUCUGGCCUUCACAAGCAACCUCAUUUCUUUUUUGAAUUGUUAAAAUGCAGUGCUGGAUUCUGGAUUAGUGUUGCAGGCUAACUGGCAGUUUUCAAAAUCACUGAGAUUUUAAUUCCUUAAUUGUAACUAUUUUAACAUUCCUGUGGGUUUCAGCUAUGGAUCUAAGAAACCAAUCAGGUGUUACUAGUGGAUAUAUUUUUAUUUGCUUGAGCAAAACAGUGUUUGUCUGUAUGAACAGACAAAAUACAGUAUUCAGGGGCUUUUAGAUAAGCUGGUAGGUAUCUAGGAUUAUAAAGUGACCUAGAGCACAAAUAGUAUUUUUCUUGACAUGUUUAGGUAGAACUGACAAUAAAAGUAGCAUUUUUUUUUUUUUUUAAAGCUUAAGUAUUUUGUGGAUUGGGACUCUUGCAGAACUGUAGGUGCCAAUCGCAACUUUUAGACCAAGAAACUCAAGUGAUCAAAAAUGCCAGCUGGCUUGACCAAGCCCCAGUGGCCAUGUGCAACUUAACUGUAUUACCUCUAUUCUUCUUUGCCAACUUGUUGGCUUAUUGUAAUGAUAAAAUGGUGUCAAAGCCUACCUGUGGUUUAGGCAGGCAGUUGGAAUAUUGGGUAGAUAAGACAUAGACAGGUCAAGGGGACACAAAGGUGAGAAUGGACGUUAAAGCUAUAGACUUUCACUCGAGGCCUUUGUCAGACUUGAAAAAUAAAAUAGAAAAAUGCAGUUCAA
Molecule: messenger RNA, 1099 nt
Organism: Pelecanus crispus (Dalmatian pelican)
Lineage: Eukaryota; Metazoa; Chordata; Aves; Pelecaniformes; Pelecanidae
Source: RefSeq, a predicted model, not a curated record